Molecule: messenger RNA, 10443 nt
Organism: Tyto alba (common barn owl)
Lineage: Eukaryota; Metazoa; Chordata; Aves; Strigiformes; Tytonidae
Gene: MAP4
Product: microtubule associated protein 4
Exons: 25
Coding region: 327-8495 (2722 amino acids)
Biological process (GO): microtubule cytoskeleton organization; neuron projection development
Cellular component (GO): neuron projection
Molecular function (GO): microtubule binding
Source: RefSeq, a predicted model, not a curated record
GCGGCGCUAGCAGGGUAGUGCGCUCGGCGUGAGGCCAGCGGCGGUUCUGUUCCCUCUUUCUCCCCCGGCCGGGCCCGCAGGGGAGAGUGACACUGACCAGGCGGCUCCGUCCCGGCGGCAGCCCCCCGCGCCUCCUCCGCUAAAGCUGAAAGGCUGCAGGGACGAAUGAAUUGCAGGCAGCAGAUGCUUGGAUGAAAGAAGAAACCAACCACAUGGUGAAAAUUUCUGAAGCAUCUCUGUUUCCUUCUGAAAAAUAAGCAGUUUCUGAGGACUGAAGGACCUGCUAAAGGGAACACCUGCUUUUGAGGUUGCAAAGGUGCUAAAGCAUGGCUGACCUGGAUCACAACCUCAGUCUUGCGGAUGCUCUGACAGAGCCACCUCCCGAGAUUGAGGAAGAAGUGAAAAGGGACUUCAUUGCCACCCUGGAAGCAGAGAAAUUUGAUGAUGUGGUUGGAGAAACAGUAGAUAAAACAGACUAUGUUCCUCUGCUGGAUGAUGAUGAUGAUGAUGCAAAAGCUGGGAGCCAGGAACCAAAAAGCAAACCCCAUGCAAGCGGUAUUCAGGUGGAACAUAAUUCAGCUUCUGGGCCAACAGUUAUAGAAAAUGGUGACCAUGGAAUAGAGGAUCACCGCACAGUAUUCCCAGGAGAAAUCAUGGAUGAAAAGCUGUCUUACCAAGAAUUCCUCGAUCGCAAUGACUCCUGGACAGUGGAUGACAGAGACCUGUGCUUUGGGUCACAGCCCGGGUACAAACCCGUGGAGAUGGCUGACCCCUUCAGCAUGCACAGAGGGGAAAACCUUCCUGAAUUAUCAUUUCCUGCUGACAUGAAGAAUGUGCCGCUGUUCAUGGACCAUGUUGAUGCUUCCAGAGACAUCUAUGCACCACACGGGUCUCUGAUGGCACCUGAACAACCUUUCUUGGGGCCCCUGUAUUCUCCUGCAGAGGCUCUAGACCCAUCAGCCUUCAUUGGCCUGGAUUCAACUGCAGAAUUUCUGCAAGACAAAGCAGUGCCUGAAGAACAUUGGAUGGGAGCUCAGCAUGACACGAAGGGACCAGAUGCCUCUUUCUUCGUUGAGCCACCAGUGCCCCCCACCGUGACUGAAGCCCCGCAGCUGAAUUUGCCCGCAAGCCCCGCCGCAGCGGCGCCUGGUUUCGUUCCGACUGCGGUAGCGGCAUCCCCGGGAGAGGCUGGAGCUGCUGAUGGACCAAAGGGUGCGGCAACAGCAGAUGCAGCGUGUGUUCCUGCCUCGGAUGUCACGUCUGUUUCUGCAGAAGAAGCUGGCUCCCUUCUUGCAGGAGACACCAAGCCUCCUCAAGCCCUGGGUGCCGGAUUUGCAUGUACAGCAGAAGCCAGCCCUCUUCAGGCUAUGGAGGUUGCCUUUGCUCCUGCACCAGAAGCCAAGCCCCCGAAUGCCACCAGUGAAGCAGCCGCCCCAGUGGCAGAUACUGGCUUUGCCCCAGCAGCAGAUGCUGCGUCCCGUUAUGCUACAGAGUGGGACUUUGCCCCAACAGAAGACACAGGGUUUGCCCUGGCAGCAGAUGUGGAGCCUCACCAUGCUGUGGAUUUGGCGUUUGCCCCGGCAGCAGAUCAUCAUGCCAUGGAUUCUGAGUUUGCCCCAGCAGCAGAUCAUCAUGCUGUGGAUUCUGAGUUUGCCCCGGCAGCAGAUCAUCAUGCUGUGGAUUCUGAGUUUGCCCCGGCAGCAGAUCAUCAUGCUGUGGAUUCUGAGUUUGCCCCGGCAGCAGAUCAUCAUGCUGUGGAUUCUGAGUUUGCCCCAGCAGCAGAUGUGGAGCCUCACCAUGCUGUAGAUUUGUCAUUUGCCCCAGCAGCAGAUCAUCAUGCCAUGGAUCCUGAGUUUGCCCCGGCAGCAGAUCACCAUGCUGUGGAUUCUGAGUUUGCCCCAGCAGCAGAUCAUCAUGCCGUGGAUUCUGAGUUUGCCCCGGCAGCAGAUCACCAUGCUGUGGAUUCUGAGUUUGCCCUGGCAGCAGAUCACCAUGCUGUGGAUUCUGAGUUUGCCCCUGCAGCAGAUGUGGAACCUCACCAUGCUGUGGGUUUGGCGUUUGCCCCGGCAGCAGGCCCUAAAUCCCAUCAUGCUAUGGAUUUUGAGUUCGCACCAGCAGCAGACGCAGAGUUUGCCCCUGCAGCAGAAGUCAACCAUCAUCCUGCCGUGGACUCUGGGCUUGCCCCUGCAGCAGCAGCCGAGCCUCUUCCUGCCAUGGAUUCUGGGUUUGCCACUACAGAAGCCAAGCCUGUCUCUGCAGCUGACACCACGGUCGCUGCCUCUGAAGAGCUGACGACAUCUGAGUCUUCUCUUGAGCAGGAGAAGCCGCCCUUGGACGAGCCUCCUGCAGAAGCAACUGCGCAUGUGGAACAAGAAUCAGGAGUCCCAGAAGCUUGUGUUGCUCUUUUAGAGAAAGCCCAGGCGAGCAGACCUCCUCCCGGCCACCGCGCAGAGCAGCUCCCAGCCCGGGCGAACCGUCUUUCAGACCCAGCAGCUCCAGUAGAAGCAAAAGAAGCCGCUGCACUAGAAAACACAGACCUCAUUCCAGAAAAAUCUGUUACUCCUGUGGAUGUUACUGUUACAGAGAAACAAAAGGAAGAGGCUGAACACAACCAUGUCCAACAUGCAGAACCUCACCAAGAAAAAGCCCUGCAAGAGCCCACAGGUCUACCUACUGCACAAGUAAGGCAAGCUAACAAAUCAAGUGAACGCAGGUUUGGCAGAGCAAAACCUGCCCCAGUGCCUAUUAGAGAUGUACCAGAGGAACGUCUAAUAGGUCUCCCACAACAGAAGAGUACUGACCCAAAAGUAGACCCCUGUUCUGUAGUGGAACGUGGAUGUGUUGCUGGAACAUCCCCUCGCACUAGGGUUUCACAUAAAAAGGCAACUGAGCAGCCAUCCAGUGUGCUGUCGGAGUUUGUGGAGAGCUGCAGAGAUGUACCAAGGGAGAGCUGGGAUUUGGAAGGUUCUCUGGCCAUUGUGAAGAAAAAGAAGAAGAAACCAAAACAGAAGAGAAACCAGCUGCCAAGAACAAUGGAGUUCUGGGAUGAAAAUAUAGCAGUCUCAAGAGCUCCUAGAAAUUCUCCAUUUGCUGCUGAAUUGCAAAAACCAGCUGUGUGUCCUGUAAUGCCUGCUGAAGCUUGCAAAAAGCACUCAGUUGCCUCAGGAAGCGGAGCUUCGGAUUUGCCAGAGGACCCUAAAAUAACAACUGGAAGUGCUAUCCUGGAUGAGCAAAAGGCCGCCUCGGUGCCAGCACCAGGACAGCAGGCCCAAAAACCCAGCGUGUCGUUAAAAUCCGUGCUGGAUGCAAAAAGUGAGGAUGUCAUGAAAACAGAAGAAAUGAGAGAUGACAGUUUGAUGUUGCAAUCUAAAGGCAAAAGAAGAGAGGUUCCCGUGGAGCAGGUAGGCAAGAUGAAGGUAGGGGAAUCUGCUACAGCAAAAGGGCCAGCCAAGCCUACGGGAAGAGAUUUUCUUGAGAAAAGUGAGGAGUACAAGGAGUCAAAAUGUGCUGACCUGACAGCAUCUCUCCCAGAAGCGACCAGUCUAAGCAAAACAGAAACUCCUUUACAGACCAAACCUUCAGAAUCGCUCCUUUCUGAUAAAGAUAAGGAGGUUCAAUGCACAUCUCCCAGGCGUGAAGCGUUCAGUGACGCUGGCCAUCGCGAGCUGCAGGCUUCCAGCGGGUCGCCGGAAGCAGCAGCAAAGAAAAGAGGUAGUUGUGAAAAAAGUGAAGGAGUUGGAAAAGGAUCCUGCGCCGAGGCUGCGGCCCUGCCGGCUGAGCUGCCCAACGGGCCAGAGGCAGCUGAUGGAACGAGAACAGUGUCCUCUGAUAAGUGCCUGGCCGUUGACUUUAGAACUUCCGAGGGAGUGCUGAAGACCCCGGCAGAUACUACUGAAAUGCCUGCCACACCAGUAGUUUUACCAGCAGCCAAGGAAGUUACUGCUUUGCAAAACAGAAAGGCUGGCGGAUUUUCAGAGCAGCCGUUUCCUCUGUCGGCUAAGCCUGACGCGACCGGGCCUCCCACCUCUCCUGAAGCAGUGGCCAGAAUGACGGUAGCAGAUUCCCCUGAUAAAAACAAAGGGAAAGGAUUUACUGCGUUAGAGCAGCAGACUGGAAAAGAUCCCAAUAUUGCACAUGGGAUGGACAGACAUAAAAAAAAGCGUGGUGAAGGGAAAGUGAAAAAAAUUAAAAGCUUCUCUGAGCAGAUGAUGCUUUCAGAUGAUGUAAGCAAACCUACUGAUGGAGUGAGGACAGAUGAGGCUAUAAAAGAAACAACUCACCCUGAUAAAGGCAGAGGUUUCACUGCUAGAGGACACCCGUCAGUAAGCACUACACAUGCUUAUCCUGCAGACAAACCAAAAAAAAGAGGUGAUGGAAGAAGUAAAAGAGGUGAAAGAAGUUUUUUCCAGCAGCCUUUUCUUGAGAAUAAGAUGGACCCAAGUAGUUUUCCUGACGUCGUUGAUAAAACUAAGGAAGUUAGUGAUAAAGGCAGACAGAGGGGCUGUGUUACUGCUGAGUAUUUUCAGGAGAAUAUAUCAGAUGUAACUAAAAUGCAAAGGCCAGUUGAAUUGGUAAGAGGGAAGCCGAAAGAAGAUGUUGGGAAAAAUGCAAUAGCUGAUUUGGGUGCUUUAGACCAACCGUUCCCGCUGGAGAGUAGGAGAGAGGAAGCAAAGCAUCCUGCUAUGGCUGACACGAUCAGCCCAACAAAAGAGGUAAAUUUGAUUAAUAAAGACAGAGAGGCUGGAAUUAGUUCUGCAGGUGAAUCGGUUGCGAUAAAUUCUGAUAGAACCCUGGUGGCAGACAAACCUAGGAAGAGGUGUAGUGAUGGGAAAAGAAAAGAACCUGAAAGAAGUCCUUUGGGGCAGGCAGCUGUCCUGGAUGCUGGGGUGGAAAGAGGCAGUCUUCCAAGCAAGGAGAAGGCGGCUGAAUGCACAAAAGAAAUGACCUUUGAUAAAGGUAAGGUGUCUGGUUUUGAAAGAGAGCUUUUGCUAGAGAAUCUGACAGGUAUAGCCAAAGAGGUGCUGGAAAAGCCUGAAAUACAGGGUGGCACCAGAACCUUCUCUGAUCAGCCGAUUCUUUCAGGUCAUAAAAUGGAGACAUCAGAGCCAGAAAUAGUCAGCACUAAAGAAACUUGGCCCAGGAAUAAAGGUAAGGAACUAGAUACAUCCGAGCCUCUCCCAGAGCACAGGAGAGACACAGCUGUGGCACACAGUCCCACCGGGGAACUGGUGAUGGACAAGCCUAAGAAAAAAGGUAGAGAUGUGGAAGUCAAAAAGGCUGAAAAUAUUCUUGAGCCCUCUGCUGGACUGGGUCCAGGUAACACCCCUGCAGUAGGUGACAAGGUGGGAAAUAUUAAACAAACUCAGUCUUUUGAUAAAGGCAAAGAGACUUAUUCCAGUUCCGUAGUGAGUCUGCUAGAUGACCUAACUGAUACUAGUAAAGUGCAAGCUCCUGCUGUACCUCUGGAGCCAGAGAAAUCACGCACAAGUAGUAAAGAGAAGUGCAAAAAGAUGGAGCCUAAGUCGCAGCAGACAUUUCUUCUGGAGGAUAAGGCAGGUGCAGAGAUGUUCCCUCCUUAUAACUUGGAGAUGGCUGACAAAUCUGAAGCAGAAUGUCCCACUCCUUGCAGCAGCAGGGGUGGACUUCCUAUCCUAGAGCAUCCAGCAGUGGCAGAUCACACUUUGGCCACAAUUACCAAUAGAUCUAAAAAGAGGGGUCAUGAUGGAAAUAGUAAAAAGGCUAAAAAUGCCUCCGAGCAGCCUGUUUCUGUAGAGACAAAACCAAACAGGAGUGAGGUGCAGCCUCCCGUGAGAUCUGAGAUGGAGUAUGGAAUGGUGGGCACGGAUUUCGUAGAUGAAAAUAGAAAUAUUAAAAACUUUCCCCUUGGCCCUCAAAUGCCUUGGAAUACUCAAGGAAGCGACUUCGAAUCCUUUGCUCAGACUGCAGUAACUGGCCCUGAGGACACUGGCAGUGUUUCCUCUGGCUUCCCAGAGCAGACAGGUGAGGCUGCAAAGAGUAAAGGGCCUCCUCCUCCUGAAGCAGUAGCAGAGAAAAGCAGCAAAGAGCCCGGAUCUGGUGCUAAGAAGGAAAUACAGACACAGAAAUCCUAUGAGCAACCGAUCUAUCUGGGGGACAAAGAGCCUGGCAAAGAGGUUUCAAAGAAAGAUGGUGAAAGCAAAGCGGCUGGUUCCCGGGAUGGCAGUGGGGCAGGUAAACCACCUCCGUUGGAUCGGUCAGUUGAGCGGCACGUUAAGUCAAAGAAGGACAAAGUUCACCUUUCUCCCGUGGCCAAGGUGGAGGACAAAGAAAUAAGAACCGCUGAUAAAAAGCACAACGCUGACAACACUUCUUCAGACCUUCCCCAGAAGGCGGCAGAUUCAAAAAGCAGACCAGCUCCUCUGGGUGCCCAGGGGAUAGAGAAACUGGAAGGAACCGGCUCUUCAGGAGAGAAGGGCAUCGGGUGCGUCUCCCCAGAAAUUGGGGCGAUACCAGAGAGCCAAGCAGAAGCAGCCGUGUCGCAGGUUGUGGCAGAAGCACUGACGGAGAAUAAAACUGAAGCAGCUGAGCUGGAUGGAGGCAAGGAGAGUGAGCAGGGCUCAUGGAAACACCCGCCCGGUUUGGACAACGAAGCGGCCGAAGCAGAGGCUGCUGGUUUAAAUCUGACAGCUGCCCAAACACGCGAAAUAAGUCCUAAAGAUGACAAUAAAGGUCACGCUCAGCCUGCAGAAGAGGAUGCUGCUCAGGGUGGGGAAGCUUGUCUGAAGGAUGCCCCGGCGUUGAAGCCUGGAGUAGAUAAACCUCAAGACACAACUAAAGAAAAAGAAGAAGAACGUGAACAAAAAGCUGUGAAGGAGGCAAAGAAAGAGAGAGUUAAAGCAGCAGAACAGCUAAAAGGCUACAUGAGACCCACAAAGGCGAGAGGGGUGCCAACUCUGCCAGCCAGGUCUGCUGCUCCGGACAGAGAGAACCAAAGGCAGCUGAAACCCACUGGUAUGAGCCGGCAGAGGCAAGCAAAAGCAAAACCAGAAGAGACCAAACCAGCUGAAGCUGUGACAGGGAACGAUAUCACAGCACCUCCCAACAAAGAGCUUCCUCCCAGCCCCGAGAAGAAGACAAAGCCUGCCGCAGCUACAUCAUCUCCAAAGCCUGCAGCAACGAAAGCCAGGCCCCUGUCCUCCACCAGCCCCAAGCGGCCAGCCUCUGCCGCGCCUGGCCCAAACAAAAAGCCCACGAGCCCUACUGCAGGUCCUACUUCAGCCACUACUGCUAAACGCCCAGCCACCGGUACUACACGUCCCUCCACCUUAACUCCAAAAGAGACUAAACCAAAGGUUGCAGAUGCGAAGACCACCGAGAAGCGGACCUCGCUUUCAAAACCUCCAUCGUCUGCCACCCCCAGAACCGCUGUCAGGAGCAGCCCUGCUGCUCCGCGGGCAACAGCGGCAUCGCCCGUCGCUGCAGCUGCUGGUGCGAAAAACACCGCUCCUUCUCCCCCCAAGAGGCCAACCUCCAUCAAGACUGAGGCAAAGCCUGCGGAUGCCAAGAAGAGCUCUGCAAAGUCACCAUCAGCAGACUUGAGCCGCCCGAAGAGCGCUCCUGGAAAUGCAGUAAAAAGCAGUGCCACCACUCCUUCUACCGCCGCCUCCAGCGCCCCUACUUUGCCCGGAGUAGCCACCAGUCGUCCCAAAGCCAAGCCUGCUGCAACCAAACCCACCCCAACCUCAACUGCAACAGCAGACGCUAAAAAGACAAGCGCUAAGGCCCCGACUAAACCCAGCGCUGUUGCCAAGCCACCUCGCCCGACCAGCAGCGUUUCUGCUCCAGAUCUGAAAAAUGUACGUUCCAAAAUUGGCUCGACAGAUAAUAUUAAACAUCAGCCUGGCGGAGGAAAGGGGAAAAUAGAGAAAAAGCCAGAAUCAGCCGCUGCUGCGCGCAAGUCUGAACCCAAUGCAGUCUCUAAAAUGGCUCCUACUAAAACAACCGUAUCAAAAGAGGGUGCCCCAAAACAGCCCAAUGGGAAAGUCCAGAUAGUCUCCAAAAAAGCGAACUACAGCCAUGUUCAGUCCAAGUGUGGUUCCAAGGACAAUAUUAAGCAUGUCCCUGGAGGUGGGAAUGUGCAGAUCCAGAACAAGAAAGUUGACCUUUCCAAAGUGUCCUCGAAGUGCGGCUCUAAAGCAAAUAUCAAGCAUAAGCCAGGCGGAGGAGACGUCAAAAUCGAGAACCAGAAGCUGAACUUCAAGGAGAAGGCCCAGGCCAAAGUGGGAUCUCUGGACAACGUGGGACACUUGCCAGCAGGAGGAACUGUGAAGGCGGAGGGGAGCGCGGAGCCAGGGCAGCUCCCGCCGCCCCCCCAGAACGGGGAGGUGGCAGCGGCCCAGGCAGGCGGCGCCGGGCGGGAGCACGGCGUGGGGCCAGCAGCGCCCGCUGCCCCGAGCGGUGCCGACCAGAGGGGAAUUCAGAGCUUCGAGACUCAGAUACAAGAAACAAGCAUCUAAUGAUGACAUUAUGGUAUCGUCUUCCUGUCCCCUCUCUCCUCCUCCUGCCCUUCCCCUCCUCCCCUGCCCUUGUGUCGCUGCAGAUUGAACCUCCCAAGCUGACGUUCCGGGAGCGGGCCAAGGCUCCGACGGACCACGGAGCGGAAAGCGUCGUCUCCAAACCCCCCCACCUCUCCAGCAGCACCUCCUCCCCCCGGCGUGGCACAUCCAUCAGCCAGAGCCGGGGCUCAGUCGCCUCCUUGUCACCGCUGCAACAGCCAGCUCCCCUCGCAGCGCUUUCUCAGCAAGGCUUGUGACCCCCCCCGCCCCCCCCCCCCCGUGCUCCCCAGCCUGACACAGCUUGGCUCUCUUAACCCGGCGCCUGCCCGUCGCUGGGCCGGGGGGCUGCCGGCUCCCCGUGGCCCCCCCCCCGGCACGCCGGGCUCUGGUGCUCCCCCCCUCUGGGCAGCCUCACCCCUCCCCACCUCCGCUUCACCCCUCUGCGCUUCGGGGGGGGCACCGGGGGUGGGCGGCCAGCGCCUUCGGGGGGGGGACGGGCCCUGGGCCGGGCAGGAGCCCGCCCGCACUGCGGGGGCUGGAGCCAGGCCGGAGUUAACAGGGAUAAGCUGUGAUCUUGCUUUCCGUCUUUUUUUUUUUUUUUUUUUUUUUCUGGAAAAAAAAAAAAAAAAAAAACCCAAAAACCAACACCAAAACCCCAACCUCUUCCUCCUGGCUGCUUCAGUUUCUGCUGAUCCUGUUUGAUGACGAUAGGUAUUACACACACGUUAGGCUGUUUUAACUGUUGACUUUAACCUUUUAUUCUUUGUGACGAUGUGUUGAUGAUUUAUCGUGCCCCAAACCCAUGCUAAGUUUCCUUUUCUCUUUCCUAACCGUAGGCGAGUAGAGACAUUAACCGCUGCUGCAGUGCUGGCUUCUUACUGACAUAUCCAGCAAUUGUAACUUUUUUGUCGUUUUGUUUUUGUUUUGGGUUUGUUUGUUUGUUUGUUUGUUUUUUUGAUUAGGUUUUUUUUGUUUUUUGUUUUAAUAUUUUAAAACGAUGGAGCAAAUUCGUGGGAUUUAAGCCAUGUCUGAAAUGAAAGGCACAAGAAUGUGUUAAAGGAAAAUUUGCUGUAACAGAUCAGAUGAAGCCUGUGUUGACUGCAACGAGACGUGUUGCAUCGAUGCUCGUAAAACCUCCUGCAGGGCCAAACCGCCAGCCCGGGAGGGUUCCUAGGACCUGCUGCGCAUUAAGGCAAAGUCAGUUUAUUUAUUAACUUGCCCCGCCAAAGCCCUGGGAUUCGGAUUUUUCCAGCCAGGGCCUGGGGGGGGGAGGAGGCAGGAGGCUGCUCUCGCGUGGAGUUGCAGGUUGAGGCAGGCGGUGAGUGCUGAGGCAGAAGGGGCUGUGGUGUGCGUGUGCGGUGCCGGAGGUGUCGGGGGGGGGACACGGCUCCGUCAGGCUGAGUGGGGCCGGGGGGGGGGACGCCGCGGGCAGAGAAGGGCUGGGGCAGGGGAGGCCGGUUCCCGAUGCCGGCGAGGGGCAGCUCAGACUGGGAAGGAGAUUUUUACCUGCUGGGUGAGGCGUGAGCUCCUCGUUUUCCUGUUGCGAAUGACACUAAAGAAACGAAAUGUAAAUAAAUUAAAAAAAAAAAAAAAAAAAAAAAAAAAAAGCGCGUUCUUGGGUCGUCAAACUAAUUUAAAGCAAAAACCGGGGUUGGGGUGGGGGGGGAAGCCGAAUAACAAAACACUGGGAUCAAAGUGACCUGAACCAGGCGCGUGCUGCGGGGGGGCUGGUCAAGGAGGGGACAGAGGGAAGCCUGCAGCUUCUCAUGCUUGUGGGGAAAGUUCCUUGGGAAGCCGACAAUGACACGAGAUAACCCGGAAUCUGUAUUUACACACAAAGAUUCUUAUUGCACUUGUAUUUUUUAUAUUAAAGUUUGCAUGAUUUCUAAUAAAAUGGCAUUAAAAUGUA